AUGUCACAAUCUAUUGAGCAUAACAAUCCGAGUAUGAAUUCUGCGACUGAGUUGGAUCUCGAGACCAUCUGGAACUGGAACGCUGUGGUUCCCAGCGCUAUUGAAGGAUGCGUGCACGAUCUCAUUGCCGACAUCGCGGCCAAGCAGCCCGAUGCCCUUGCCGUCUCGGCUUGGGAUGGCGAACUGACAUAUUCAGAAUUGGAAUCCCUGGCGACGCGACUCGCCGGUUGCCUUCUGGACAGGGGAAUCGCUCCGCAAACCAACCUGCCUCUGCUUUUCCCAAAGUCCAAAUGGACCUGCGUUGCCAUGUUGGGAAUCAUCAAGGCGGGAUGCGCGGUCGUUGCACUCGAUACCACGCAGCCAGACGCCCGACUGCGAUCGAUCGUACAGCAAAUCCAACCAAAGCUUCUGAUCGCAUCAGCAAGCCAGAGAACAAAGGCCGCCCAGUUGACGGAUGCGCCAAUCCUUCAACUGGAUGACUCACUAUUCGAGACCCUACCGCGACUACCUGACCUUGAAUGGCAACUGAAACUCCCCGCGGUGUCGCCGUCGCAUAUUGUAUAUAUCUCGUUCACGUCUGGAACUACAGGGCAGCCGAAGGGCGCCUGCAUCAGUCAUGCCAAUGUCCGGAGUACGGUGCAUUACCAAGGAAAAGCGCUGGGAUUCGAGCCCACGUCGCGGGUCCUGGACUUUGCGCCGUAUGCCUUCGAUGUCGCGUGGAGUAAUUUCCUCCACACGCUCUGCGCGGGAGGGUGUCUCUGCAUCGCGACCGAACAGGAGAUGCUGAACGACCUCUCGAGCGCGAUUACCUCCUUCCGCGCAACAUUAAUCAAUGUGACCCCCACCAUCCUGCGCACCGUUAGCCCGGCGCGGACGCCCACGCUAGAAACGGUUCUGCUGAGCGGCGAGAUGCCGUACCGCGACAACAUCACCCGCUGGGCGGGAAAGGUCCGGCUGUUGAAUACGUAUGGCCCGACGGAGUGUACUUUCAAAUGUGCCUUCUCCGUCCUGAUUCCGUCCUCCUCUCUCGAAGGGCGACCGGAUAUCGGCCGUGGCGUCGGAUUCUGCACUUGGAUAGUGGACCCGGGCGACUGCAGUAAGCUGGCCACGGUUGGCGGCGAGGGUGAGCUUUUACUGGAAGGGCCUAUGGUGGGCCAGGGCUACCUGUCGGAUCCGCAGAAGUCCGCGGAGGCCUUCAUCAAUGAUCCCCCGUGGCUCUUGGAAGGGAGUCGGAGUGUUCCUGGCCGACACGGCAGAGUUUAUCGGACGGGUGAUCUGGUCAAAUGCAAACCCGACGGACGGUUGGUCUUCCUGGGUCGGAAGGAGACCGCCCAGGUCAAGAUCCGAGGACAGCGGGUUGAAAUAGGCGAUGUGGAGUAUCACGUUCGGGGAUAUCUGGAUGAAGACACCGCGGCGAUUGCCGACGUGAUUGUGCCCCGCGGAAGCGACACGGCUCUGCUGGCUUUGUAUGUCCAGGUCCAGCCCGACUGUCGCGAUCAGAUUAAGGCUCAGCUCGACUCUCUGCCGGGUAAGCUGCAGGAGACCUUGCCGGCUUUCAUGAUUCCCAGCGUGUACAUCCCCGUGCCGGACAUUCCACUCGCCGCGACGGGUAAGGUCAAUCGAAAACGACUGCGCGACAUGGGCAAUGAGCUGGAAUGGAGUCAGCUUGUCCAGCUUCAAGCCACCAUUAUCACCCCCGUCGACCAUCACGAACCGACAACUUACACGGAGAGUCAACUCAGAUGCAUCUGGGCACAGGUCUUGGGAAUAGAUGCCAGUAGCAUUAGCACGGCCGAGAGCUUCUUGCGGCUAAGAGGGGACUCGAUUGCUGCCAUGCAUAUGGUGGCCGCAGCGCGGGAACAGGGGCUAUCCCUGACGGUCGCGGAUGUGUUUACAACGCCGAUUCUCCGGGACUUAGCUCAGAAGGUGCAUCGCGUGGAGAGGGAAGAAGGAGAAGAAGCGGUGGUUCCCUUCUCUCUGCUGAGAAACCCGACCAACAAGGUUGAAGUAUGCGAGCUAGCGGCCAAAGCUUGUCGAGUCGCUGUCACUCAGGUUGAGGACAUUUAUCCGUGCACAGCCUUGCAGCAGGGCAUGUUGGCAAUCACCGCUAGGCAGACCGGAGUCGAUUGUUUCUCUCGUACUGCUUUUGCGCUCUCGGAGGAAGUCGAUACGAACCGGCUGGAUAAGGCUUGGGUAGAUACCGUGGCUGCAAUGCCCAUUCUCCGGACUCAAUUCCUCGAACUAGUGGGGGAAGGGCUGGUCCAGGUUGUCACCCGCUCCGUUGCCGAAUUGCAGGAGUACGGGACAAUUCGUGAAUUUAUGGAUCAUGCCCAGACCUCUGUGCUGGGGCGACCGCUAUGCCGCGCCGGUCUCGUUAACAGUGCACCUGAACGGCUCGUCGUCGAAAUGCACCACUCUAUUUUCGAUGGAUGGACCUCCAUGCUAGUCUUGGAGACUCUGGAAUCUGCUUAUCGUUCGUCCCAGCAAUCAUUAGUACUCCGUCCGUUCCAACCAUUUGUGAAGUAUAUUCUUAAUCAAAACCCAGAAAAGGCAAAGAACUUCUGGUCCCAUCAGCUGGCCGGCUGCAAUGCCACGGUUUUUCCGUCCGCUGAGUAUCGCCCCAACAGAAAGCUGGAUUACAGCCAUGCCGUCACCGGAUUGCAGUGGCUGCAGUCUGAUAUUACCCCAUCUUCAGUGGUGCGCUCCGCUCUCGCAGUGCUGCUCGCAUCGUACACCAACGCCGCGGAUGUCAAAUACGGAGCCACGGUGAGCGGAAGGCAGGCCCCGGUGCCUUCGAUUGAGCGCAUCGCGGGCCCGACGAUAGCCACCGUUCCUGUCCGAGUGCAAAUUGACAGGGCUCAGACGGUGGAGGGGCUGCUUCAGCAGGUGCAAUUCCAGGCAGUGGAGAUGACGGCGUUCGAGCAGUUCGGCCUCCAGCAAAUCCGGCGCAUUGACGAGGAUACCGACGCUGCCAGUCAAUUUCAGCUCUUGCUGGUCGUGCAGCCAGAAGAUCAAGGUGCAAGCCGGAGCAAGGCGCGUGAGGCUAUUUUCUCGACGCCGCAGAGCGUCUCCGCUACAGACGAGGAUGAUUACAUUCUGGUCGUCAAGGACGGGGAAUCUGACCACAUGGCAAUGUACAACCCGUAUGCAAUGAUGAUUAUCUGCCAGUUGAAAAAGUCCGGGGUGGAGCUUAAGAUCAAUUUCGAUACCGGGGCGAUUGGGCAGGACGAAGUGCAGCGAUUCGCGAGGCAGUUUGAGCAUCUUCUUCGACAAUUAUGCUCCGAGCAGCUUCGCGACGCCAGGAUAGACGAGCUCAAUCUCGCUACGAAAGAGGAUUGUGCGGAGAUCAGGGAGUGGAAUUGUGGUUCCAAGGUAGCAGCCACUGAAUCCGUAUCAGCCACGAUUGCCCGCCACGUUGCUGAGCGACCUGAUGCGAUUGCUGUUUCGGCUUGGGAUCAAGAUCUCUCCUAUGCUCAGUUAGCCACGGCGUCUGUGAAUCUGGCGUAUCGCCUGCAAGCGCAUGCUAGUGUUGAACCCGGCUCUAUCGUUGUCUUGGCCUUGGAAAAGGGCUGCUGGCAUGUUAUAAGCAUGCUUGCGCUUUUUCAGCUUGGUGCGAUCGCCGUGCCGGUUUCUGCCUCGACAUCACCUCAACGGGCGGGUCAAAUCAUUGAUUCUUUGCAGCCCAAGCUUACUUUGACAAUGGCUGAGCCUGAGCUGGUUCCGUUCUCCGCCAAGAUGCCCACGGUCAAAAUUCUGGAUCUUCUCAAGGACAGUCCUUCAGCCUCCGCUGAUUCACGUUUGCUACCGCCCAGUCUGUCCAAGCCGGCGCUCAUUUUGUUCACGUCUGGAUCAACUGGAACUCCAAAGCCAAUCCAGUGGAGUCAGCGGGUCUUGUCCAGCAAUACCGCGGCAGCCAUUGCAUGUUUCGGCCUCGAUACUAGCAGUCGAGUCUUUCAGUUUGCUGGCUAUGAUUUUGACGUGAGCGUUGUGGAAACAUUUGCUACACUCUCGGCAGGAGGUUGUCUUUGCAUUCCCUCCGAAUUGGACAGGACGAACCAGUUAACCGAGAGCCUCGUGAAUAGCGGUGCCAACUGGGCAUGUUUGACCCCUUCAGUCGCGGCUUCCCUGGAGCCUACGCGGCUUCCAUCUUUGAAGACCUUGGUUCUAGCCGGAGAGAAGUUGCAAAAAGGGAUGGCUUCGGCUUGGGCGGCGUCAGUGGAUGUGCUGUACAAUUGGUAUGGACCCGCCGAAGCAUCUGUCGCUACUUCCUGUAAAGUAGAAUGGGGGACCUGGGAGCCAGGUGUCAUCGGAAAAUGCAGCCCCUUCGCAUCAACCUGGCUUGUCAACCCCAACAACACUGAUGCCCUCGCGCCCAUUGGGGCGAUCGCCGAACUCUGCAUCGAGGGCCCCAUCUUGGCCACCUAUGCAGGAAGCAGCGGGUCUCGCCUCAACAAAGCGGCAUUUUUCCCUCCUUCUUGGCUGCCGCAGGAUGGGUGCGUCUAUCGAACGGGAGAUCUGGUCAAAUACAGCGCGGAUGGCCGCAUUCUGUUCCUCGGCCGUGUGCAGGAGGCGCAGCGGAAGAUCAACGGACAGAGGGUGGAUCUUGGCGACAUCGAGCGAUGCAUUCAAACCUUCCUGGUUGGGGUGGGCAUGGAGGAAGUUCAGGUCGUGGCAGAGAUCUUCAUUCCAUCCCGCAGUGAGAAGGAGACUCUCGCGGUGUUUUUCAGCUGCGGCGAUGAAGCCGUCACCACUAGCAGGCGCAAUAUUCCGGUGGAGGACCUUGAGCAGCAUCUAAUACCGUUAUUGCCUUCAUUUAUGAUUCCAAAGCUCUACCUCCCCGUGGCAAAGAUUCCACUCGGUCACACCGGAAAGAUUGACCGUCAACGUCUCCGCCUGAUCGGCAGCUCUCUCACGUCUGCCCGGCUGGUCGAGAUGCAACCCUCCCGCCAGAAGGCAAGAACCCCCUCUACUGAUGAGGAGGUGCGCCUUCAAGUUCUGUGGGCGGAGGUUCUUGGCCUGUCACCGGAUAGCAUUUUUGCGACAGACCAUUUUCUCCGUCUAGGGGGAGACUCGAUUACCGCGAUGCGUCUCGUUGCUCUUCUCCGUCAGUCAGGACAUUCAAUCACCGUUGCUGAUGUUUUCGAAGCCCCGAUGCUGGAGGAAAUGGCAAACAGGACUAUGAGAAGUACCGUCGACAGCAAAGACGUGCUUCCCUUUUCACUGCUGCGUCCCGGGGUAAGUGCGCAUGACAGCCGGCGACAUGCCGCUCGGCAGUGUGGAGUUUCAGAAUCAGAGAUAGUGGACAUCUACCCAUGCACCGCUAUACAAGAAGGAUUGCUUGCCCUUGGGGUCAAGAAUCACGGCCAGUAUAUCUCGCGGAGUGUGCUCGAGAUUCAACGAAACGUGGACCUCGAUCGACUGCGACGCGCUUGGAAGUCUACGGUGCAGAGCUUGCACAUACUCCGGACCCGGAUCAUUGACCUGCCUGGUCGAGGAUUUGUGCAAGUCUUGCUUAACGAGGAUGCGGCAGCUAACUGGCCGCCCGCUGGAGAAAAGGACGAUAUGGGGAUAGCCGGAUAUCUACAGAGGGACGAAAAGGAGUCUAUGGGUCUGGGAACAGCGUUGUGUCGGGCUGCCAUUGUCGAUGGCAGCUUCAAUCUGACUAUCCACCAUUGUACGUACGACGGCAGCUCCUUGGAGAUGAUCCUCCAGAUGCUGGAGGCCCAGUACCUGGGGCAACAGGACGAGAUAAGUGUCACUCCGUUUCACAAUUUCAUCCAAUAUCUGCAACAGUGCGAUCUCGACAAGGCGCAACUGUUCUGGCAGACACAGCUCUCGAACAUCGAAAUGCAACACUUCCCAGCUCUGCCCUCAACAACGUAUAUCCCCCAGGCGAACGAGCAACUGGAUCAGGUGAUCUUGGUCGACUGGCCUAGAACGACGGGAAUGACGCCGUCAACAAUAAUUCGUUCUGCCUGGGCAAUCCUCCAGUCGCAGUAUGUCGCGUCUAACCAGGUAAUUUUUGGGGCGACUACGAGCGGCCGGCAGGCAAAUAUGCCGGGCAUUGAACACUGUGCAGGCCCGACCAUUGCAACCGUACCUGUUGCGGUUUCCAUUGACUGGAGUCAAACCAUUCAGGGGUUCUUGGCACAGAUCCAGCAGCAAAGUGUCCGCAUCACCCGACACGAGCAAUAUGGUCUGCAGAGGAUCCAGCGCACUGUUGAUAAUGCGCCAGCCAACGGCCUCUUCCAGACGUUACUGGUUGUGCAGCCGGUAGCUGAGGGGAAAAGUCUGCAGAAGGAGAGCUUCUUGUUUAAAGCCCGAAGCCAUUCCUCGAAUCUCGAUACCCGGGGAACGGAUCCUUUCAAUGUCUAUCCACUGAUGCUGAUCUGCGAGCUAACCACCCAGGGCGUCAAACUCCAUAUCAGUUUUGAUAAUCGGGUUAUCGAAAGCACGCAAGUUCACCGUCUGACUCUCCAAUUUGAAACCAUCCUGCAACAGAUCUGUGCGAGCAAUCCGGAAACAAUGUCUCUGGGCGCGAUAAAAACAGCUUCGGACUCGGACGUGGCCCUGUUUUGGGAGCGAAAUGCCAAAUUGCCUGAAGAGCCGGACAUCUGCGCGCAUGAGGCGAUCUCGGCCCUGGCGAGAUCCCAACUGGACGCGAUCGCGAUUAAUGCCUGGGACGGGCAACUCUCCUAUGGGCAACUAGAUGAGCUAUCUACCGGGGUUGCCCGGAAUGUCAUGGAGGCCGGAUUCGUUCCCGGUUCCAUUAUCGCCGUGUGCCUAGAAAAAUCUAAGUGGGUUCCUGUCAUUCAGCUUGCGAUUUGGAAGUCUGGAUGCGUUGCCUUGAUUCUGUCAGCCGCAGUGCCAGAAGAGCGCAUGGCCACCGUAUGCAAAGAUCUCGGCGUGGCCGCUGCAGUUAUCUCGCCGUCUCGGAUAAACUUGAUUGCAAAGCAUACACGAUGUCUCACAGAGAAUGAUCUGCUUCCCAACACUUCUGCUCGCAGGGCUGCGUUUAUGGCUCUACCCCGUGUGGGCCUGACAGAUCCUGCUGCUAUCCUGGUCUCGUCGGGGAGCACUGGAAAGCCGAAGCAGAUUCUAUGGACUCAUCGGACACUGGCCGCGAAUGUCCGAGCUCUUGGGGAGACACUCAGUUUGAACUUCACGUGCCGCGCUUUUCAGUUUGCAUCUUACGACUUUGAUGUUGCCACGCUUGAGACGGUCUCGACUCUGCUAUACGGCGGGUGCCUCUGCAUUCCCUCCGAGUCCGAGCGACUAAACCGCCUGCCGGCAGUGAUCAACCAACUUGGCGCCAACAUGCUGCAUUGCACCCCAUCGACUGUGCGACUAUUGCAACCGGAGGAGGUGCCAAGCCUCUCCACCCUCGUCUUCAGCGGAGAGAAGCUAAACCAAGACGAUAUCGAAAGAUGGAAAGAGACAUGCACAGUCUUCAACUGGUACGGUCCGGCGGAGUGCUCAGUCGCAGCGAUCUGCGCGGCGAGCCUGUUUCCCUGGAAAUCGGGGGUCAUUGCGAGCGGUGUCAAAUCUAUCACCUUCCCCAACCUGCCCCUCUGCUGGUUGGUGGAUCCCCAAAAUCACAACCGGCUGGCGCCGUUUGGUGUCCCGGGCGAGAUCGUGCUUGAGGGCCCGACGUGUGCGACUCGGUACAUUGGGGACUCGUCUCUGACGGAGCAAGCCUUUUGCGACAAUCCUGACUUCCUGACAGCCGGGUCUGUGGGGAAUCAGUCGGGACGGCAGGGACGCAUUUACCGCACCGGCGACCUGGCUCAAUAUGAUAGCCAGGGCAGUCUCCUCUUCCUUGGGCGAAGGGACGCCCAGAUCAAGGUUCGGGGGCAACUGGUGGCCCCCGAAGAAGUUGAAUGCCGCAUUCGCCAAUGCUUGGACCAAGAUGAUCUUCAAGUAGUCGUUGAUGCCAUUAUGCCCCCUGAUGGCAAGCCGCCGACGCUGGUGGGCUUCAUCGUAUCAGACGACGUCGAUAACCUCACACAGGGGCUUGACCAAAAACUUCAGAACUCGUUACCCCCUUAUGCUGUUCCAUCUUACUACAUCUCCAUACCUUCAAUCCCCACUGGGCCGACCGGGAAGAGAGAUCGGAAGAGGCUACAAGAAAUUGGUGCCGCUUUCACACCAGUGCGAAAAUCUAGCAGCGGCCCACACAUCAAGCCUACUCUCCCAGCAGAGAUUGUGCUGCAAAAGCUAUGGGCAGCCGCACUGAGUAUUUCUGCUGAGGAUAUCUCCGCGACAGACAGUUUCCUCCAGAUUGGCAACUCGAUCGACGCAAUGCGCUUGGUCGGUCUUGCCAGAGAGCAAGGGUUGUUGCUGACUGUGGCGCAGAUCUUUGAACACCCAGUCCUAUCGGAUAUGGCAAGCGUGCUGCACACCCAGGGAGAGGCUGACGGCGGUUUAAUUGGGCCAUUCAGUAUGCUGAGUCCAGGGUUGGAUGCUCAGCACGCUCGUCAACAGGCUGCACUACUAUGUGGCCUCAACGAAGCCAGCGUUGAAGAUAUUUUCCCCUGCACCCCGCUGCAGGAAGGUCUGCUAUCACUGACAAUGAAGCAUGAGGGAGACUACAUCGGUCAUAAUAUCAUCAAUCUCAGUCCCGGCGUCAACACAGACCAAUUUAGACAUGCAUGGGAACAGACCGUGGAGCGCAUUCCCAUCCUUCGAACACGCAUUAUCGAUCUUCCAGGCCAGGGUCUGGUGCAGGUUGUGACCAAAACAUCCACGCGGUGGACGACGGCCGUCGGACGCGAGGACUACAUCAAACAGAAUAAUCAGCGUCCCAUGGGCCUGGGAACGUCCUUGAUGCGAUACAGUCUCUUCCCCGCGGGCGGCAAAGGAGAACAAAAAGAUUGUGGCGUCUCAUUUGCAUUGACGAUGCACCAUUCAAUCUACGACGGGGUUACCACAGGUCUCAUCAUGGAAACCCUGGACGCUUGCUAUCACCACACCACCCCGCGCAAUGUCUUUACGUUGCAAGGCUUGGUGCAAUACAUCCAAGCCAUUCCUCAAGAUCACAAACUCGACUUUUGGACUUCGCAAUUUGCAGGUCUCGAAGCAGCCCAGUUUCCAGUCUUGCCACAUUCGACCUACCAGCCCCAAGCGGAAUCGACGUUGACACAUUCAAUUCAUAACAUCCGCUGGCGCUUGGAUGAUUUCACCCCCUCCAUGACAGUUCGUGCAGCAUUUGCAAUGCUUUGCUCGCAGUACUCCGGCUCGUCGGACGUUGUGUUCGGAGUCAUUGUCAAUGGUCGCAGUGCCCCGGUGCAGGGGAUCGAGCGAUUAGCAGCCCCUACUAUCGCCACUCUCCCUAUCCGACUGCGAUUGAACGAGGAGGAGAGCCUUCAGGCCCUGCUAGCGAGCAUACAAAGUCAGGCAACGCAGAUGAUCCCUUAUGAGCAAAGUGGACUAUCGAAGAUUCGUCAGCCGGAGGAGCGGAUGGACAAAAUUAGUCUAUUCACCCCCGAGUCACAAAGCCGGGAGAGCGAGAAAGAUCGUUAUCGCGGAUUCAACUCCUACGCUCUCACACUGGGUUGUACCGUUUUAGAUGAUGGAGUGGAAUUGAUCUUCUGCUUUGAUGAAGCUGUGGUUGAUAUUCCAACAGUUCAAAUCCUGACAGGGCAGUUUGGGCACCUAUUGCGCAUGCUGACGUGCCACAAGUUCGAUGAAGUCGCCAUAGGUGGGCUUGAUAUGACCAGUCCUACUGAUGUGGGUCGCAUCUGGCAGUGGAAUGAACAGAUCAAUCCGAGUGUCGAACGAUGCGUUCAUGACGUUAUCUCUGAAAGAGCGAGGGAGCAGCCAGAUGCGACAGCCAUCUGUGCAUGGGAUGGCGAACUUACCUACCAAGAGCUAGAUAGACAGUCGACUGCGAUUGCCCACCAUCUGGUCGAACAAGGAGUUGGUACAGGUAUGAUUAUCCCUCUAUGCUUCGAGAAGUCGAUGUUUGCGAUACUGGGCUUCUUUGCGGUCAUCAAGGCUGGGGCUGCUGGACUCUUCCUUGACCCCUCUCUACCAGAAACGCGACUGCGGAUGAUGCUUCAACAAGUACAGCCAAUCUUAGUUCUGAGCUCAACAGCUAGUCAGGGACUAUGUUCCACGUUGACUUCAACUGUUGUGGUAAUCGAUCAGCAAUCCCUCAGUCAGCAAUUCGGUCACAAUUUGGAAGAUAGACCAUUGCCCAUUGUCCAGCCGUCGGAUCUGCUCUACUGCGUGUUUACGAGUGGGAGCACUGGAACCCCCAAAGGCUGUCUGGUGCAGCAUCGCAACUUCUGCAGUUCCUUCGUGCAUCAACGGUCCACUCUCAAAUUCGACCGCUCGAGCCGCGUGUAUGCGUUCUCCUCUCACUCGUUUGAUGGGAUUUACUGGGAUGCGCUGCAGCCGCUGGCUGCAGGCGGAACCGUAUGUGUCCCAAGCGAUGAGGAAAGGAAAAGCAACCUGACCGAGAGCAUCCGGAGGUUCCGGACUACCGACCUGUUCUUGACGCCAUCAACGGCCCGUUGGGUAGAUCCCACGCGCAUUUCGACCCUGCGAGCCAUCUUCCUGGGUGGCGAAGCCGUCACGCAUGAGGUUCUCGAAUUGUGGACGCCGCAUGCGACCACUUUCAGUGGCUAUGGUCCUUCAGAAUGCACCGUGGGAACUGUCUACUGGCAAGUGCCUCGUCCGGUUCCCACCAGUAUUCAUAUUGGCAAGGGUGUCGGUGUGUCGACCUGGGUGGUUGAUCCUCGGUCCGGCGAGCGUCUGUCUCCCAUCGGCACGGUGGGCGAACUUUGGCUGGAAGGCCCUCUAGUCGGGCAGGGAUAUCUGCACGAGAAGGAGAAAACAGCGAGCUCGUUUGUUGAAAGCCCGUCCUGGCUACUUAAAGGAGCCCCCAGCGUUCAGGUGCCUGGCCGGAGAGGGCGACUAUACAAGACUGGGGAUCUGGUCAAAUACAACCCGGCGGAUGGAAGCUUGGUCUUUGUGGGACGAAAGGAUACUCAGGUCAAACUGAGGGGCCAACGCAUUGAACUGUCCGAAGUAGAGCAUCAUCUUCAGCAGGCCCUGACCAGUCUGUCUAUCAAGGCAGCUGUCAUCGCGGAGGUGGUUGUUCCUCAAGUGACCAAACAUGCGGCACUAUUGGCCUUCAUCGGAACUGACCGGGAAAAAAUGGAUCCGAUAGUCGGGAGGUUGAAUGACAUCCUGUCCGAUCGGGUGCCUUCAUACAUGGUCCCAGCCGCUUACAUCCCCAUUGAUUCCAUUCCCCUGACGGCUACAGGCAAGACGGACCGACGGCAAGUACGUGAGAUCGGAAGCAGUUUGAGCAUGGAGCAAUUAAGCGGACCAGGUGCUCGCGGAGGUCGACCUCCCUCCAGUGAGCAUGAAUGCAUGCUACAAAAAGGAUGGUCACUGGUGCUCGGAGUGCGUCCAGAUUUGAUCUCCAUUAAUAGCAAUUUCUUGAGACUCGGGGGCGACUCUAUCUCCGCAAUGCGUCUGGCUUCGUGGACCCGUAGCCAAGGCAUCUCCCUGACUGUUCAGAACAUUAUGAGCUUUCCCAAGCUAUUUGACAUGUCACAGAAAAUAGUUGCCCUGAAUCCAACUCUAGAGACAGGCUUAAACGUCCCUCCGUUUUCCCUCCUGAAGCAACCUGACGCUAGAAGCGCGACCUUGCGUGAUAUUGCCAGCAAGUGCGACAUCAGUACCUCCCAGAUCCAAGACAUCUUUCCCUGUACCGGAGUCCAGAAGUCUCUCCUUUCCAUGACGGCCAAAAGCGAGAAGUCCUACAUUGCCCAUUUCCUUCUCCCGCUUGCCGACGGCGUCGAUAUUGCUCGUCUCAAGCAGGCAUGGGAGGAUGUCAGCCAAACAACGGCUCCGAUACUCCGAUGCCGCGUUGUAGACACACCGGCCGAAGAAGGCCUUGUGAUGGUUCAAAUACAAGAGCCCCUGAUAUGGGAUACCUGCGAGACCGCCACCGCAUAUCUGAAAAGCGACCGGCACUCCAUGGGCUUGGCAACUCCGCUUACUCGGCUGGCAAUCGUGGGAGAUGCGUCCAGCAAUGACCUUGCUUGUUUUCUUACCCAGCAUCACGCGGUCUAUGAUGGCUACUCGCUGCCGCUACUAAUCCAGGAGGUAUCAAAGGUCUAUGCUGGACUUGUCGAUAACAGUGCCCUGACAGCGCCCUUCCAGCUCUUUAUCAAGCAUAUUCUGGGCCUUGAUGCUGAGAAAGCUAAAGAGUCUUGGCAGCAUUACUUUUCAGGGCUCAAGGCUGUUCCCUUCCCAGAACUGGCCCAUGAGAAUUACCAGCCGAAGGCAGACUGCACUGUCAAGCGAGAAAUUCAAUUCUCCCAAGGGUCGAAUCGGGAUGUAACCGCUGCAACCAUGAUACGAGCGGCGUGGUCGAUUCUCAUAGCUCGCUAUCUGGACACGGACGAUAUCAUUUUUGGGACAAUGGUCACCGGGCGACAGACGCCUCUCCCUGGGAUUGACCGGAUGAUCGCGCCUCUCAUUAAUGCCGUUCCGGUGCGAGUAAAGGUCGGCCCCAAACAAGAGGUCAAUAGCUUUCUGGGUGACAUCCAACAACAAGCUAUCGAGAUGAGCGUGUACGAGCAGACCGACCUCCUAGAAAUCAGACGAAUCAGUGCGGAUGCCGACAGGGCGAGUCGAUUCAACACUCUGCUUAUCGUGCAGCCUUCGACACAGGCCCAUGGCCAGGAGGUCCCCGGUGGUCCUUUUGCAUCUUCGAGCAAGAUUACCUCUGCGGUCGGCGACUUAGAUGACUAUAACCCAAAUGCGGUCAUGGUGCUCUGCCAACUCAGAGGGAAUUAUGGUGUGAGUUUGGAGAUCAGCUUUGAUUCGAAAGUCGUCGACCGGGCGCAGAUGGAGCAUAUUGCAGCGCAAUUCGAACAUGUUCUACGCCAGGUCUCUGCCGCCGGUACUGGUGCUGUGGAGGAGAUUGAGGUUGUCAGUCCCAAGGACCUGGAGACCCUAUGGCAUUGGAACGCGACUGUCCCUCAGACCAGAGAACAGUGCGUCCAUGAAAUGAUCACCAACACCGUGAAGCGACAGCCCAAUUCCCCGGCUAUCUCGUCGUGGGACGGUGAGCUUUCAUAUCGCGAACUGGAUGAUUUAUCCACCCGCCUAGCCUUACAGCUCCUGGCCCUUGGGGUCAAACAAGGCUCUAUAAUUCCACUUUGUUUUGAAAAGUCAAUGUGGCACGCUGUGGCCGCGCUGGGCGCGAUGAAGGCUGCUGCGGCCUGUGUAGCCAUGGACUCGACACAACCCAAGUUGCGGCUUCGGUCAAUUGUCCAGCAGGUUCAACCAACGGUGAUCUUGACAUCGCUUCACAAUCAAGAGUUAGUCGGCACCUUGUCGGACGCGACCGUCGUCAUCGUCGAUCGAGAUCACCUGCUUCUUCCUCCUGUGGUUGAAGGUAUCCCACCGCUACCCAGAGUUCACCCCUCGGAUACAUUAUACGUUGUUUUCACUAGUGGAUCAACCGGUACUCCCAAGGGUGUAAUCACCACCCAUCAGAACUUUGCCUCCGCGGCGACGCACCAGCAGCAAAUCCUGCACAUCCGGCCCUCAUCGCGCGUCUUCGACUUUGUGUCCUACAGUUUCGACGUCUCUUGGUCGAACCAUCUCCAGACCUUGAUUUGCGGGGGCUGUCUAUGUAUCCCGUCCGAGUGGGAGCGGAAAAAUGACAUUGCCGCGACGUUCAAUCGGAUGCAUUGCGACUACUCUUACUUCACACCCUCGGUGGCUCGAUCGCUCCAACCCUCCUCGAUGCCGGGUCUCAAAUGCUUGGCCAUGGGCGGCGAACCCAUCCAGCGGUCCGAGGUCGCGCGCUGGACUCAAGCGGAGACCAUCCUGGGCAUCUACGGGCCAGCCGAAUGUGCGCAGGCGUUGUCGUUCGUGGUCCUCAGUGGCGCGCCCUGUCGCAAUCAUCAUGUCGGACAUUCCUACGGGGCCAAUACCUGGCUGGUUGUCCCCGGUUGUCCGGAUCGGCUGGCCCCUGUCGGAGCCGUUGGUGAGCUUCUGAUCGAGGGGCCCACAGUGAGCAAGGGGUACUUUGGCAGCCAGGAAAAGACCCAGGCCGCGUAUAUCGUCAAUCCCCAGUGGCUAGUGCGCGGAGGCCCCGGGCAUCCCGGACGAUCCGGGAUUCUGUAUAAGACGGGCGAUCUAUUGAGUUACAACUCCGAUGGUUCAUUAGACUUCAUUGGCCGAAUGGAUGGUAUGGUGAAGCUGCGCGGUCAACGAGUUGAGUUGACUGAGGUGGAAUUCCAUGUCGCGGCGUGCCUGCAGGAGUCCCAGACGCGCCACGGAGGUUUGGUCGCGGAAAUCAUAACUCCACAGAAUGGAGUUCCAAUUUUGGCUCUAUUCCUUCACCUGGCAUGUGGCUCGACACAACUCGGGAGUGAAGAAGCUUCCCUCGCUUUUGCACAAGUUGUUGAGGAGCUGGAGGAGAAACUGUCGGAUCGUCUACCACAAUAUAUGAUUCCUGGGGCCUAUAUUCCCAUAGAUCAGAUUCCCAUGACCGUGACCAACAAGACUGACCGUCGUAUGUUGCGCGAGUUGGGCAAUACCUACACCCUGGAGCGACUCGCCGAACUGCAGGCUCGUGGACGGGGAGGGCGUCGACCAUCUACCGCAAUGGAGAAACGGCUGCAAAGCCUUUGGGCAUCGGUGCUGGGGGUAGAGGCGGCCAGUAUCAGCGCAGAGAGCAGCUUCCUCCGAAUUGGGGGAGAAUCCAUUGCGGCGAUGCGACUCGUGGCCUACGCCCGCGCUCACAAUCUUUCGCUCACGGUGGCACAAAUCUUCAAGGCCCCACGUCUGUCCCAGAUGGCCCUGCUCGUCACGGAGAUUUCCGCGGAGGCAAAGAAGGAUGAGGUGCUUCAGAAAAUUCCACCCGCAUUCUCGUUAUUGCCCGAAGACAAUAGUCCUUCUGCUUUCAUGAGAAAGUACGUCGAGCCUCUGCUGAAUGGUGGUAUGCAUGAAGGUUGCUCCGUCGAAGAUGUGCUUCCUUGCACAGAUUUCCAAGCCUGUGCCAUCCGGGAUGCCUUGCAGGAUAUUCCAGGAAGACUGCCCAUCUGGAUCCUGGACCUCCCUCCCGACGUCGACUUCGCGCGUCUCCAGUCCGCUUGUACUGCCCUCGUGCGUCACUUCGAAAUCCUCCAUACUGUCUUCUUGCAAGCCGAGGAUCGGUUCUGGCAGGUUUUACUCCCUGGACUGGAGCCUUUGUAUGAUCUUUUUGACGUCGAGGGCGACAUCCAAUUCUCCAUCGAUACGGUUUGCAAGGACGAUUGCCGACGACCGCGUCGCUUAGGGCAGUCUUUCAUCCGCUUCAUGGCUCUUCGCCAUCAGUCCGGCCAGCAUCGUCUGCUGUUCCGGAUCUCCCACGCCCAAUUCGACGACUAUACCUGGGCAAAAGUCCUCGAAGCCCUCUCCUUGCUGUACAGGGACCAACCCGCCGCUCUGCCACAGCUCCCUUCGUAUCGCCAAGUGCUUGCGUUCCACCAUCGUUGCAAGCAACAAAGUCUGGAGUACUGGGCCUGCCGACUGCACCAGGCCAACUAUCUGAACGGCCUUUCCUCGGUGCCUAGUGCACCCGCCCACCGGGCCAACGACCCCGCAAACCGACUGACGGUCACAAGAACCAUCCCAAUGCCGCAGAGUCGCAAGCAGGACCACGAAGGAAUCUCCACCGCGACCUUCUUUCACGCAGCGUGUGGUAUCGUGCUCGCCCAACACGCAAGACAACAUGAGGUCGUCUUCGGCCGCCUGGUGACAGGCCGCGUGAUGCUGCCGGGCGUCCUCCAAUACGCCGUCGGACCGACCCUAACCGAAGUUCCGGUCCGGACCCGCGUCGACCGACAGAAAGACACGCUCUUUACCGUCGCGCAGCGGCUGCAACGCCAAUUCCUCGAGGAUGCGGCCCACGAAUGGGCCGGCAUGGAGGAGAUCAUCCACCACUGUGCUUCAGAUAGAUGGGCGCAGGGCGUGCGGGAUUUUGGGUGGCGGACCGCAUUCCAGCAGGAAGAAGAAGAUGGCAAGGAGGAGGGGGGGAGCAAGAGUGGUACCGAGUUUCUGGGCGCGGUCUCGACUUAUCAGACCGAGCAGCCGCCGAGGGACCGGCCUGAGAUAUAUGCCACCCCGCGCCGGGGCGGUAGCCAACUGGUUCUGCAUUUCGAGGGCAAUCGGAUGUGGAUCACGGAAGAGACGGUGCAGGUGAUCUUUGCUGCCAUUGAGGCUGUUUUGAGUGAUCUGGAUGCUUGAGCAUUCGCCGCGAGGACGGGAGUAGAGAGUGCUUGCUAGAUCCCGUUAUUUCACGAUUGGUCAUUUGCUGACUCGUAUGAAACAACUUAUCUAUAUACUCAAGUUACAGCAUCGUAUUUACAUAACCAACC
This is a messenger RNA of Aspergillus homomorphus CBS 101889, 16397 nucleotides long. RefSeq names its product putative nonribosomal peptide synthase. Gene Ontology annotation, cellular component: cytoplasm. Gene Ontology annotation, biological process: amino acid activation for nonribosomal peptide biosynthetic process; secondary metabolite biosynthetic process. Bases 1 to 16266 code for a protein of 5421 amino acids. The transcript has 6 exons. The record is from RefSeq and is a predicted model, not a curated record. NCBI's taxonomy places the organism in Eukaryota, Fungi, Ascomycota, Eurotiomycetes, Eurotiales, Aspergillaceae. Gene Ontology annotation, molecular function: catalytic activity; phosphopantetheine binding.